GUGUUGGCCGCUCUUACGUUCCUCUCUGCUACGAUGCUGCAUCCACUUUCAGAUGUAAAAUAAAUAUAACCUUAUAUCUCUAUUAUUAAUUGAUCAAAAAUUUUUAUCAUAAAAUUUAAAGAAGAACACAACCAUUCUACAUAUUGAUUGAAUCAUUUGAAACAUUUCGAUUUUAAAAACAUGAGUUGUCAAAGAGGUAAUGCUAAUCGAUCGAGGGCACAAAAACAUCAAAAUCACACAGCCUUUAAAAAUAACCUGCAUGACACAUCUCAUAAAACAAAGUUGAUUAAUAAUAUCGAAGUUGUCAAUGUAUGCGAACGUUGCAAAAAGAUAAUAGAAUGGAAGAUCAAGUAUAAAAAGUACAAGGCACUUAAAGUUCCUGCAAAAUGUACAAAGUGUGAGCAAAAAACUGUAAAACAUGCUUAUCAUACAGUAUGCUUGCCUUGUGCCAAACAACAAGAAGUUUGUCCAAAGUGUGGAAUAAAAAGUGAAAUUGUAGAAGCAAAGCCUAGCAGGGAAGAACAAAUUAAAUUGGAUGCAGAACUUCAAGCACUUCUAAAAACAUUACCCGAGAGGAAACGAAGGACAUUUUUACGUUAUAUAAAUCAGAAAGAUAAAAAUAAGAAGAAAGAUUCUGCUGAAUCAGGUACAAGUGAAGUUGAAGACACAAGUGAGAAUACAAUAAAUUCCAAAAACAGGGAAAAUUUACUAGUGAAACUUAAAUCGUUGUCUGUCAAAGAAGAGGAAGAAGAUAGCUGUGAUAGUGAUAUUGAUGACUUAGAUUCACUUACAUAGAGAAAAGCUUUACCAAUAAACUUUUUAUUAUAAUAUAA
Molecule: messenger RNA, 833 nt
Organism: Harpegnathos saltator (Jerdon's jumping ant)
Lineage: Eukaryota; Metazoa; Arthropoda; Insecta; Hymenoptera; Formicidae
Exons: 2
Coding region: 181-795 (204 amino acids)
Source: RefSeq, a predicted model, not a curated record